Molecule: messenger RNA, 1528 nt
Organism: Ipomoea nil (Japanese morning glory)
Lineage: Eukaryota; Viridiplantae; Streptophyta; Magnoliopsida; Solanales; Convolvulaceae
Product: UPF0481 protein At3g47200-like
Exons: 2
Coding region: 61-1437 (458 amino acids)
Source: RefSeq, a predicted model, not a curated record
UCACUGCACUUAGCUUUUUUCACUUCUUAGCUCGCUCUAACAUUAUAUUAUAUUAUAUUAAUGGCAUUGUCUUCAAGAAAUGGGAUCCUGGGUGGAGAAGAAAGUGGUUUGAUGUUGGUACCCCAGGAGAGUAUGAAUAAGAUACAAAGGGUUCGAUCUUUCUUGCGGGGUUCCAAGCGCAACGAUGACUACAAUCCUAAAGUGAUUUCCCUAGGGCCAUACCACCACUUCAAGCCGGAGGUGCAGGCUCUUGAGGGAUUGAAGCCCAAGGUGUUUGAUAACUUCAUUUCCCGUGGUUACAGUCAAAGUGAUGCUAAUUUCUAUGGGAAAACGGUGUUGGAGGUAGUGGGUGAGGCCAGGAGGUGUUAUGUUGAAGGGUCGACAGGUGAAUUUGAUGAUUCCCAAUUUGCUAAAAUGAUGCUUCUGGAUUCCUGUUUCUUACUAUGUUAUAUGCUGGAUGGUUUUGAUGGUUUCUGGUUUUCAGAGAUGAUUGGGGCUUCAUUUUAUCUCUUCAUACAACGUGACUUGUUUUUGUUUGAAAAUCAGAUCCCACUCUGGAUUGUGGAGUUCUUGUUUAAUGACAGAUUUGCUACAAUAAUGGGGAUUUCUUGGAAAGAACUACUUGUAGGGCAUUGCCAAAGAAAUCUUUAUGGUGAGGAGUAUACGGUGGACAACGACAUGUAUAGAGAUGGAAAACCGCUUCAUCUUUUACAAGCUUUCCAGACGCUCAUGGCCUGCAAAUCUAACACCACCCCAACGGUUACGCCAUUAUCCACUCACUCUUCAUGGUGGGGACGUUGCUGCCCAAACUUCAUGCGAACCCAAGAAAAUAGCACAAUAAUAAAGUCGCAAAAAGAUUCAUUUGAAAAGUAUGGUUACGUAUUUCGUUCAGUCAUGGAUCUAAAAGCAAAGGGAAUUCAUUUUGGUCAUAGUGAUAAUAUUUAUUCUGUCACCAGCAUCAACUUUGAGUCUAACUAUGCAUAUGCGAAACUAAAGCUUCCUAUUUGGUAUGCUUCCUUUUUAAGCAAAGUUUUCUUCACCAACAUGCUGGCCUAUGAGAUUUGUUCCAAUGGAACAAAUGGCAAUGAGUUAGAGAUAACUUCUUACAUAAAUUUCAUGAAAUCUUUGAUUGUUUGUCCCAAUGAUGUAAAAGAGUUGCGAGAAAAACGCAUCAUAUCUAAUACACUUGGAGAUGACAUGAAAGUGGUGCAGUUGUUCAAAGCAUUAAACCCUCAUGGAAUUGACAAUCCCAGAAUUUUUAAGGAGGUGAAGCAGAAAAUUCAACAACACUAUGAUAGCAAAGCAAAUUCGUGGAUGGCUGAACUUGUCUAUACUUACCUCAGAAGUCCCUGGACUAUUAUGGCUUUACUUGCUGCUUCUCUUCUUCUUCUUUUAACUUUGGCACAGACUUAUGUUGCCUUCAACCCGCGCAAUUGAUUCAAACUUCUUUCAACCGAUGGAGAGCAGGAUUAUUGAAUUACAAAAUUUGGUUUGAAAUUUAGAGUGAUAAUAAAAAUUUGGUACGGUA